Messenger RNA from Zymoseptoria tritici IPO323, 999 nucleotides. RefSeq lists its product as uncharacterized. The record is from RefSeq and is a predicted model, not a curated record. The transcript has 4 exons. Lineage: Eukaryota; Fungi; Ascomycota; Dothideomycetes; Mycosphaerellales; Mycosphaerellaceae. The coding region runs from base 1 to 999 and encodes 332 amino acids.
AUGUCCGAUCAAGGCCUCGCCGAUGGACGACGCAGGUACUUUGUCGCCUUCGAGCGCUUCAAGCAGACGCUAACAUCGGGCUGCAAUGCCUAUCUCAGUCUCAUAGUCAUCGUCGCCUACUUGGAUGGUACACAGCUGAUCUUUAAGUAUGUUCAAGACUCUCCCACGGGAAAGAGGAGUUCUCAUCCUCAAAGAAUCCACGGCACAAUCAUGACCAACUCCGCCAAAUCCUGGAUGUCGAGAUACACUCGGAUCGUGCUGGCCGCCGCCAUCUUCAUCGCCGUCCUAGCUGCUGCUCAGAUUGCCCUCCAAGCUUCACUGCGAAGCCGUAUUGCCAGCCGAAGCUAUCUUCAAGUGUCCUUCCCUCCUCGAUACCAGGGUGAGCCAUUCAAGGACCGACGGAUUGGCGGGCCUACACUUGUCCCGGAGCAUCUUGAUGGUGCUGUCAGUGCUGCUAUCAUAGCAUCAGCGGUUCUUGUCAUCAUCGCUGACUUCGUGGGAUUCUUCUGCUGGAAGCAGCUACAUUCGGGCAGAAAGGCGGUGGCGGACGCAAAGGUUUUGACCUACCGAAUGGUGUUGUUCGUCACGAGUGCUGCUUCCAUCCUCGUCACGCUGGCUUUGACCCUGUUCAUCUGGAUUCGAGAGUACCUCAACCCGGUCUGGAACUGGAUCCCAACAGACCCUUCUGCGUCCGGCCAAACGUUCACACUCGAAUCUUGGACGUGCCAGGUCGGUCAGGAGAUCACUCAAGUCGGAUUCCAGAACGACUGCCGAAUCGCGCGAGCCGGACGGGCCCUUACGAUUCCGCUAUUCUUGUCGUUCGUUGCACUUGCCGGCAUGGCGGUGAAGAAAGCGAGGGAAGACGGCAGAACACAGCCUGGAUCGAUGCCGACCAAACAGGUCGACUCAUGUUCGCUGGACGAGAGAUAUGGUCAAUUGAGAGCAGAAAGGCACGAGCUGAAGCAUGCAAAACAGUCAAGUGAUAUGUUCACUACAUAA